UACGAUUUUAAUUUCAAAAUCAUCUUUUCUCGCUAGAAACCCUAAAAUCACAGCGGUUUGUUGAAGUGAAGCAAAAAAUGUCGACAAUGACUGAGUCGUUUAGGGCCCUGCAAAAUGUGACUGACGAGCUCUUCAAUCUUCCUCCAACAAGGGAAUGCGGUAGGUGCAACCAUGGAAGGUUGCUUCUGUACACAUCAUGGACAAAAACGAACCCUGGGAGAAGAUUCUGGAGAUGCUCGAAGUCAAGGACACCUCAAGACUGUGGUGCAUUCCGCUGGUAUGAUGGCGAGGUACCCUGUGAGCUAAACAUGAAGUUUACCAUCCUGUUGGACAAGAUUAAGGUACUGAAAGAUGAGGCUGCAGUUUACGACAAUCAAAUUAUUGAAAUGGCAAAUAGAAUUAAGAGGUUGGAAGCGGCACAGGAAAAAGCUGCAAUUGCUUUUGCACACAUACAGGAUCAGAAUGAUAGGCUAUUGAAAGAGAAUCAGGAACUGCAAAUGAAAACAGACGGGUCACAAACUUGUUCCUGGUUUUGCAAGAAAGCUUUGAUGGUGUUAUUGUGCAUUUAUGUUUUGUUUUGUUAUGUGAUGUGAUCGUGAAGGAGUAGGAAUGUAUUCUGUGUGGUUGUAGGUCUUGAAGAAAUGGAGGUACUGGCAGCCGAAGUUAGGGUGAUGGCAGCCGAUGUUCUACUUCGACAAUGUACUGAUGUUGAUUUUGUAAUGCAUCCGGUUACUGCUAAUCUAGUUAGUAUAGUAUGAAAUAGGUUUUUGAAUGUAGCCGGUUGUUGUGUUAGGAUGAUGUACUAAUAUUAUUAAUCUAUGUAAUAGUGUAUCAAAACUUCGUUCGUGUAAUGUUAUGGACAAGUAACUAUGUAUUGUUAGGUUUUUUGUAAGUAUGUCGUUCCACCUUUAGGUGAAUCUGUACUGACAUUGCAAGUAUAAGUGAUUUGAAAGUGUACGUAUGUUGGAGAAAUUUGCAA
Mercurialis annua (annual mercury) is the source of this 979-nucleotide messenger RNA. RefSeq lists its product as uncharacterized. NCBI's taxonomy places the organism in Eukaryota, Viridiplantae, Streptophyta, Magnoliopsida, Malpighiales, Euphorbiaceae. The transcript has 2 exons. The record is from RefSeq and is a predicted model, not a curated record. Gene Ontology annotation, molecular function: zinc ion binding. The coding region runs from base 78 to 593 and encodes 171 amino acids.